This is a messenger RNA of Oppiella nova, 780 nucleotides long. The record is from the annotation of a GenBank genome assembly. NCBI's taxonomy places the organism in Eukaryota, Metazoa, Arthropoda, Arachnida, Sarcoptiformes, Oppiidae.
AAUGAGGUCCGUGGCAUACAAAGGGCCCGUUUUCUAAAUGCUAUCAAUUUGUCGGUAUACUUGGCGGCCCCCCGUAUAAUACUUUUCGCGUGUUUUAUGGCAUACGUGUUAACCGGGAACCUAUUGACCGCAAAAGCGGUGUUCAUUACAAUGGCUCUGUUCAACACUCUUAGGACUACUUUGAUGACACGGUUUGCCUACGCCAUCGCCCAAUGGGCUGAACUGACGGUGUCGUGCUCUCGCAUCCAGACAUUCUUGGAAUUGAGGGAAAUGGAGCCUAAAACAUAUAACACUAAAGAUUUUGAUGAUUUAGCUGCCUUCCCCAAAACAAAUGCAAAACCAAAAGUUAUUGUCAAUAAUAUAUCCGCCAAAUGGAGUGAAGGCAGUCCUUAUGCAACCAUUCAAAACAUUUCAUUCAAUAUAAAACCUGGAGAUCUAUUAGCUGUGAUUGGACCGGUAGGUUCGGGAAAGAGUUCACUAAUCAUGUCUAUACUUAAUGAGCUACCGGUGCUCGAGGGAAAUAUACAAACGGUGGGCACCAUUAGUUAUGCCUCUCAGGAGGCCUGGAGUUUCAAUAAUAGCGUCAGAAAUAACAUACUGUUUGGCAGUGAAUACGAUGAGCACCGGUAUAGACAGGUAGUGAAUGUCUGUGCACUGGAAAGGGAUCUCCAGAUAUUCCCCUUCGGAGACAAGACAUUAGUCGGAGAGAAAGGGGUCUCACUAUCGGGUGGACAGAAGGCUAGGAUCACUUUGGCCCGGUAUGGCAUUCACAGCACCGGU